AACGCAUUAGGGUUUACAUCUCUCCGCUCGUAUAUAAUCCUAACAAAACCCUAGCUCCUCAAAUUGCCACUCACGCUCGCGCGCAGAGAGGGAGAGGAGAGGGGCGAGAGAGAGCGAUUCGAGAAUGGUGACAUACAGAUUCCAUCAAUAUCAGGUUGUAGGGAGAGCCCUUCCUUCGGAGACCGAUGAGCAUCCGAAGAUUUACCGGAUGAAGCUAUGGGCUACCAACGAGGUUCGAGCCAAGUCCAAGUUUUGGUACUUUCUGAGGAAGCUCAAGAAGGUGAAGAAGAGCAACGGCCAAAUGCUUGCUAUCAAUGAGAUUUUUGAGAAGAACCCGACCAAGAUCAAGAAUUAUGGCAUCUGGCUGCGUUAUCAGAGCAGAACCGGCUAUCACAACAUGUACAAGGAGUAUCGUGACACUACUCUGAAUGGUGCUGUUGAACAGAUGUACACUGAGAUGGCUUCCCGCCACAGGGUUCGUUACCAUUGCAUCCAAAUUAUCAAGACUGCUACCAUCCCAGCUAAGAUUUGCAAGAGGGAGAGCACCAAGCAAUUCCACAACUCCAAAAUCAAAUUCCCCUUGGUGUUCAGGAAGGUCAGGCCACCAACCAGGAAACUGAAAACCACAUACAAGGCAUCCAGGCCCAACUUGUUUAUGUAAUUCUCUUUGAUCAUUUAUCAAAGAAGAGCUAUAUAGAGGGUAAGGCAAAGUCUUAAGUUUUGAAUUUUGUUAUUUUGAUGGGAGACCAGCAUUUGUCAUAUUGUUGAUUUUGGAUAUUGUUUGGGCUUUUUUUGAGAAGUUUAGGAUAUGAGACAAAGUCUUUAUUUAUGGUUCCGCAAGUUCCUUCCUUUUAAUAUGGAUUCCUAAGACGUGACUGUUUGAUUCUGGUGAUCUUCAAAAAUUAGUUAUCCAUUA
Messenger RNA from Diospyros lotus (date-plum), 916 nucleotides. RefSeq names its product 60S ribosomal protein L18a. Gene Ontology annotation, biological process: translation. Gene Ontology annotation, cellular component: ribosome; cytosolic large ribosomal subunit. Gene Ontology annotation, molecular function: structural constituent of ribosome. The record is from RefSeq and is a predicted model, not a curated record. NCBI's taxonomy places the organism in Eukaryota, Viridiplantae, Streptophyta, Magnoliopsida, Ericales, Ebenaceae. The coding region runs from base 125 to 661 and encodes 178 amino acids. The transcript has 4 exons.